GUGUGUGUAUGUGUGUUUAAAAGUUUGAACGAAAUUCUCUGCUGUGGUAUACCAUAACAAGGAAUGGUUUUCAGAUUUUAACACAAUGAAGGCAUUCACAGUAGCUCUGCUUUCCAUCCUUUUGAUCACCCUGCAGUAUUCCUGUGCUGUGAGUCCCAUAGACUGCAAUGCUACUGAGUCCCUGGCUGAGAAAGCUCUAGACCUGAUCAAUAAAGAACGUCGGAAUGGCUACCUUUUCCAGUUGCUGAGGGUCACUGAUGCCCACUUGGACAAAAUGGAAUCCAUAGCUGUCUAUUACUUAGUCUUAGAUGUGAAAGAAGUUGACUGCCCAGUCCAAUCCAGGAAACACUGGGAUGACUGUGAGCCAGCUAUUUCUAGACGUCCAUCUGAUAUAGUGAUUGGACAAUGUAAAGUAAUAGUUACAACAUGUUUGAAUGAAUUUCAGGAUCUUAGAGUGAAUGACUUCAACUGUACCACAAGCUCUGUCUUCUCUGUACUGGCCAACACUAAAGACAGCCCAGUACUCUUUGACUUCUUUGAGGAUACUGAACUCUACAGAAAAGUAGCAGAGAAAGCCUUUGAGAAGUAUAAAAUGGAAAAUAGUGACUUUGCCUCUUUCAGAGUGGACCAAGUGGAGAAAGUUGCAAGAGUGAGAGGAGGGGAAAGAACCAAUUACUAUCUGGACUUCUCUGUAAGGAACUGCUCUUAUCACCAUUUUCCCAGGCACCAUAAUGUUUUUGGGUUCUGCAAAUUAGAUUUGUCCUAUAAUGUAGGAACCUCUGACAUGGAAACUCCAGAGGAUGUAGUCAUAAAUUGUGAAGUCUUCAAACUUAAGGAACAUAGAAACAUCAGUGAUGUACCGCCCCAUCUGGGGCCUCCCUUCCUCCACAUUGGCAAGCAUCCAUUUAAGAACAAUGGGUCCAGAGAUUACCGACAUCCCCACAAGAUACAUAAACUUGGACACCCAUCUCCUCUAGAAGACACAAAUCACUCAGACAGACCACCACUUCCACCAGGACCUCCUCCACCAUUUCCUCCUUUAAGAUGUCAUCACUUCCAUUCUGGCACCAAUAGAACCCACAUACACCCUCGUAAUCAUAGUUCCAGUGAGCACCAUCCCCAUGGGCACCAUCCUCAUGGGCAUCAUCCUCAUGGGCAUCAUCCUCAUGGGCAUCAUCCUCAUGGACACCGUCCUCAUGAACAUGAUCCUCACAGACACCGUCCCCAUGGACAUCGUCCUCAUGGGCACCAUCCCCAUGGACCCCCUCCCCAUGGCCAUGACUUUUAUGACCACGGACCCUGUGACCCACCACCUCAUAGCCAAGGUCCCCAAGAUCACCAUCACAGGAACCAUGGCCCACCGCCUAGGCAUUCAGAAGAAAGAGGUCCAGGUAGAGGACACCAUCCCUUCCAAUGGAGACGAAUUGGAUAUGUUAACCGACUCCCUCCAUUAAAUAAUGGUGAAGUUCUUCCUCUCCCUGAAGCCAAUUUUCCUAUCUUCUCAUUGCCCAACCACGACCAUCCUCUAAAGCCAAAAAUUCAGCCCUUCCCUCAAUCAGCCUCUGAAUCAUGUCCAGGGAUGUUUAAGAGGGAGUUUUCACAAGUCUCAAAGUUUUUUGCAUAUACAUUACCAAAAGAAAAGCUGAGUUCCUGGAAAAAUGAGUAAUGUUCUGAAGUAGAACAAUAAAUAAAAUAUAACCAGUAAUAAAUGCAAAAUUAGAAGUUAUUUUACCUUUCAUAUUCAGGAUAGAACAAAAUGUGGGUGGGGGAGGUGAUGGCGUGAGAAGAGCAAGACAAAUGGAGAGGAGAAGGAAAAGCUUGGAGUGACAAAUCAGAAGUUAAUUCUCUCAGUGGCUACUACAAUACUCAAGACAAAUCUCUGAUCCUCAGACUUUUCUAUUUCCUGGACUGGACUCCUGAAAUGCUAGCAUCAUUCCUCUAUUAAUUAAUACUUAUGCUGUAGCUGGGCAUACCAAGAAACUAUACAUUGUCAAAUAAAUGAUUAUUCUUAUUAAAGUGA
Phyllostomus hastatus (greater spear-nosed bat) is the source of this 2020-nucleotide messenger RNA. It is a transcript of the gene HRG, whose product is annotated as histidine rich glycoprotein. Lineage: Eukaryota; Metazoa; Chordata; Mammalia; Chiroptera; Phyllostomidae. The record is from RefSeq and is a predicted model, not a curated record. Gene Ontology annotation, biological process: negative regulation of fibrinolysis; regulation of platelet activation; heme transport. Gene Ontology annotation, cellular component: endolysosome; extracellular region; blood microparticle. The transcript is spliced from 7 exons. Gene Ontology annotation, molecular function: heparin binding; serine-type endopeptidase inhibitor activity; cysteine-type endopeptidase inhibitor activity. The coding region runs from base 86 to 1666 and encodes 526 amino acids.